AAGCGUCUCCCCUGCCAGGGCAUUUAGCCCAUGACGUAGACUACGCCAAGGCCACGAUGAGAUCCACUGUGGGUCGUUGAAGAAGAUGAAGAAGAUGAAGAAGACGAGGGAACUCUAUCUAAUCGCUUACCGUCACCGUCACCGUCACCGUCACCGUCAUAACCGUAUCGAAACACAAGCUGCCAGCUGCCAUACUAGCCCUUACAGCCAGUGCAGCCCUGAACACGUCUUGCCACUUCAUCCACUUCAUCCACACUCUCACACACAUACUCAUGCCCAUAUACCAAUGCUACAGCGGAGACAGAAGAUCAGAGUCAGCCCCAGCUCAUUGUUACCCGCGGUAAUGAAUGGGACCCAGGGUUGAUGCUCAGGUACAGCAGCACACUCAGCUCCAUACUGUGUGUCCACAGCCGGAAGCAUAGCCGGAUCUGGGAAAGAAAGAAAGUGCCUGUCUUAUCAGUCAGUCUGUGAGUGACCUACUGAUUGCAAAUUAUCAAUCACAAGAAACAUUUGUCGAUCUGGAGCUGCGAAGUCUGAAGCUCAG
Aspergillus brunneoviolaceus CBS 621.78 is the source of this 544-nucleotide messenger RNA. RefSeq lists its product as uncharacterized. The coding region runs from base 86 to 364 and encodes 92 amino acids. Lineage: Eukaryota; Fungi; Ascomycota; Eurotiomycetes; Eurotiales; Aspergillaceae. The record is from RefSeq and is a predicted model, not a curated record. The transcript has a single exon.